AAUGUCUUUUCCAAAUAAACAAGAUCGAUUAACAUGUUGGAACCAUCGAGACAUAUAUUGGAAGUGUCUUGAUGAGAAAAAAUCUGAUGAUUUGUGUAAAUAUUGUAGAAAAGAUUAUGAAAAAUUUUGUCCAAGCCAAUGGGUAAAACAUUUUGAUAGAAAACGAGAUUAUUUAAAUUUCAAGAAUCGUUUAGAAAAAGAAGGAUAUAGUCCACCCUUUCCAGAAAAGGAAAAGCUAUAAUUUUUAAUAUAUAUUUGAAUGAUAAUAUAAUAUAAAAUGGAUAUUUCUUAAAUUGU
This is a messenger RNA of Ceratosolen solmsi marchali, 297 nucleotides long. RefSeq names its product cytochrome c oxidase assembly factor 6 homolog. Gene Ontology annotation, biological process: respiratory chain complex IV assembly; mitochondrial ATP synthesis coupled electron transport. The transcript has 2 exons. The record is from RefSeq and is a predicted model, not a curated record. Bases 2 to 241 code for a protein of 79 amino acids. NCBI's taxonomy places the organism in Eukaryota, Metazoa, Arthropoda, Insecta, Hymenoptera, Agaonidae. Gene Ontology annotation, cellular component: mitochondrion.